AUGAAAAAGAAAUCUGAGAAAAAGAGAGAGACAAUUAGCUCCGAGAGACAUCGACUCGUCGAGGAAUUGCAUGCUCCUGCGAGAAGAAAUUUUCCGCGAAUGCGCGUCAUAGUCCGGAGAUACGACGAUCUGUGGCAGGCUGAUGUCGUUGAGAUGCGCCCAUACUCGGGCUUCAACAGAGGUCACCACUACAUACUCAUCGAUGUGUUGAGCAAAUACGCGUGGGCCAUAUCACUCAAAAGCAAGGAUGGAAGCGAGACGGCUAACGCUAUCGCUGAGAUCAAAAGCUUGAAAAAGCAUGUUAAUCACUAUUCCACGUAUUCGAUGUUGAAAGCCUCAGUGGUCGAACGGUUCAAUCGCACGCUCAAGAAUGACAUAUGGAAGAUGUUUACGCUCAACGGCAAUUACAAGUGGAUCGAUGAGCUGCCGCGACUCGUGUCAGAUUACAACGCGCGCAAGCAUCGCACCAUUGGCAUGCGACCAGCCGAAGUAAUUCCCGCGAAAGACUCUUGGACAUGGUACAGCGCGAUAAAGAUCGAGGGUCCUGCAAAAUUCAAAGGUUACACGCCAAAUUGGACCACCGAGAUACUUACAAUCGUUAAAGUGCAGCGUAACAAUCCUGUAACCUAUUUACUCGAGGAUUAUCGAGAAAAAUCCAUUUGCUGGAGCGUUCUACGAGUACGAGUUGCAUCGCGCUAUUCAUCGGACGUGUAUCUCGUGGAGAAAGUACUGCGCAGGAAGGGAAACAAGGUGUACGUCAAGUGGCUGGGAUUCGAUGGAUUGCACAAUUCAUGGAUACACAAAAACAAUGUUAUUUGA
Molecule: messenger RNA, 819 nt
Organism: Acromyrmex echinatior (Panamanian leafcutter ant)
Lineage: Eukaryota; Metazoa; Arthropoda; Insecta; Hymenoptera; Formicidae
Source: RefSeq, a predicted model, not a curated record